CUCUUUUGGGCCCAGUUUUCUCUCUCGCUAAUCUUAUCCUUCUUUAGUGGGUGGAGCGUAGCUGUCAAAAUUAAAGCGAAACGUAUUCCAUUAAAACACCGCAAAAAGUCUUUUUUUCAGUUUAAUCUUCAUUGGUAAAAGGGUUUGUUCUUAUCGAUAGCAAGCGGAGGAAGACUUUCCCAGAUUUCUUCUCAGAUCUUCACUGCUGUUUAUCAACAUGUCUCAUGCAAUGGAUAAAGCGAUGAUGGCUUUGUCCCUGGAAGAAGAAGAUGAGCCGUUCGUGAUGCCAGAUCUCCCUCAAUUCCGAUCCCAUGAAAGAAACGCACGGAGCCUAAUUGGAAGAAUCCUUAAUCCAGAUUGUCAGAAGAUGGCGAGCUUGAUACAUGAUAUGCCAAGGAAGUGGCAGAAGCAAGGAAGAGUCAGAGGUGUAGCUUUAUCCAAAGAACGCUUCCAGUUCAUCUUUGAUCAUGAACAUGAUCUCCUUGAUGUUCUUGAUAAAGGAGUGCACACUUUUAAUGAUUGGACGUUGGCAAUUGAUCGAUGGGUAGAGAAUCCUCCGGAGGAUUAUCUCCAAUACAUAAACAUAUGGGUCCAAAUUAGAAAUAUUCCGGUGAAUCAUUAUACAUCGGAAGCAAUCACAGCUCUCGGUGAGAUCGUUGGAGAAGUAAAGGUCGUAGCUUUUGAUCCAGACAAGCCACAAGUUCAAGACUACGUUAGAGUUCAAGUGAGGUUCAAUGUUUCACGACCGUUGCGGAAGUCGAAGGUCAUUGAUCUCAAAGACGGAGGAUCUACGGUGAUAUAUUUUAACUAUGAAAGAGUGCAGAAAAGAUGCUACGAAUGUCAGAGGCUAAUUCAUGAGAAAGAUGUGUGUCCGCUGCUGAUUAAGAAGAGAAAAGACGUGGAGCUACUUAGAAGGCAGAGAGGUCUUCAGGAGAAUAUGGAGAGUGAAAUGUUCCUGAAGUCGGACGAUCCUCUGUUUGGAGUCUUAAGCGAAGACCAGGUGGGUAUCUGCAAGUCAAAUGGGAGAAGGAAAAUCAAUCAGGAGGUUUUAGAUGAAAUGAGAAGGUACCUAUUGGUGGCUAACGAAGAAGAUAAGCUGGUCCGCAUAGACAGGGUUCGUUCCUCUGUAGCGGAGGUGGAGAAAGAUCCGAUAAAAAGAAAAACGGUGCUGCGUCUAGAAGCUGAACCGGCGAUCACAAAGCAGUUGGAUAAAGGGAAAGGAAGAGUUUUUGACCUUGAUUUGAAUAAACCAGUAGUACCCAAAAUGGGUGAGUGCAACGAAGGAAAUAAGCUUCUAGCCUCAUCUAUGAAAGCCCUCAGGAGGGAAAGACCAUUACAGCAGCUUCAAGACCUCAGAAUAAGCCAAGCGGUGUUAAGCAAUGAUCAGGGUGUUCCAGGAGUUUCUGCUUCGAGCUCCAGGCCUAAUGCGGUGAUUGAAUCUUUUGCUGGAAGGGGUAAUCUUCUUUCUUUCAAUGCCAACUCUACGGAACAUGACACUGGUUACAAUGUAACUAAGUCAUCCGGUGUGGUAAAGAAAGCAUCAAACUCUCGCAGAAGACCCUGCUUAAAAAAGAGACAAGAGCAAAAGGGUUCAGCACCUAGCAUUCUUCAUGAGCUGUAUGGUACACAAGAAGAAGUAACAAAGGCAGGUUCCAAGAGGAAGGGAGUGACUGGUGAGGAGGAAGGGUAUAAAAACACGAGGCGUAAAGAAUCAAGGGUGAUCCCGAAUGAGGGAUCGCCGAAGUUAAGAUAAGCAUCUUGAGCUGGAAUUGCCGGGGCUUGGGGCGGCCUCAAGACCUGACGAUUCCUCGGUUACGGGAAAUGCGUAAAAAAUAUUUCCCCGAUGUCCUUUUUCUUAUGGAAACUAUGCACAGUCGUAAUGUCUUAGUAGAUUUGCAAGUUUGGCUUGGGUACCAUCGGGUUUUCACGGUUGAUCCUGUUGGUCAUGCGGGGGGCUUAGCUAUAUUUUCAAAGAAGUCUGUAAAUAUCAAGGUCUUGUUUGUAGAUAUGAACCUAGUAGACUGUAUCUUUCAGUUUGGUAAUAUAUCUUUUUUUGCUUCUUGUGUAUAUGGUCCCUCUGGGUGGAGAAGACGGGUAGACUUAUGGGAACGUCUUAGUAGAAUUGGGGUAAAUAGAAAGGAUAGUUGGUGUGUCGUUGGUGACUUCAAUGAUAUUAUGCAUAAUGGAGAAAAGAUUGGAGGAGUGUGGCGCUCUGAUGACUCCUUCG
Messenger RNA from Brassica oleracea var. oleracea, 2227 nucleotides. RefSeq lists its product as uncharacterized. Lineage: Eukaryota; Viridiplantae; Streptophyta; Magnoliopsida; Brassicales; Brassicaceae. Bases 218 to 1753 code for a protein of 511 amino acids. The record is from RefSeq and is a predicted model, not a curated record. The transcript has a single exon.